AUGCCGGAGAAGGUGACGGGGCAAAGCGUUGGUAUUGAUCUGGGCACGACCUACUCGUGUGUUGGUGUGUGGCAGAAUGAUCGCGUGGAGAUCAUUGCCAACGAUCAGGGGAACCGCACGACCCCGUCGUACGUGGCGUUCACCGACACGGAGCGUCUCAUCGGUGAUGCAGCCAAGAACCAGGUGGCUAUGAACGCGCACAACACGGUGUUUGAUGUCAAGCGGUUGAUCGGACGUAAGUUCACCGAUCCAGAGGUGCAAUCGGACAUUAAGCACUGGCCGUUUAACGUAAUUCGUGGUGCCGAAAGCAAACCGCAAGUGGUGGUGCAGUUCAAGGGGGAGAAGAAAACAUUCCAACCAGAAGAGAUCUCGUCCAUGGUGCUGAUCAAGAUGCGCGAGGUCGCGGAGGCUUUCAUCGGGAAACAAGUGAAGAAUGCAGUGGUGACGGUCCCGGCCUACUUCAACGACUCGCAGCGUCAGGCGACUAAAGAUGCUGGGGCUAUUGCUGGUCUGAACGUGCUGCGUAUCAUUAAUGAGCCGACGGCUGCUGCGAUCGCCUAUGGGCUCGACAAGAAAGGAGGCGAGCACAACGUGCUGAUCUUCGAUCUCGGAGGCGGUACGUUCGACGUCUCACUGCUAACUAUUGAAGACGGGAUCUUCGAGGUCAAGGCGACGGCGGGUGACACCCACUUGGGCGGUGAGGACUUCGACAACCGUCUGGUCGAGUUCUUCGUGACCGAGUUCAAGCGUAAGCACCGCAAGGAUAUGACGUCGAACCAGCGAGCUCUGCGUCGUCUUCGUACGGCGUGCGAACGCGCCAAGCGGACGUUGUCCACUUCGGCGCAGGCGUACAUCGAGAUCGACUCGCUGUUUGACGGCGUGGACUUCAACUCGACCAUCACGCGCGCGCGGUUUGAAGACUUGUGCAGCGAAUAUUUCCGCAAGACCAUGGAUCCUGUUGCGCAGGUUCUGCGGGAUUCCAAGUUGUCCAAGAACCAGGUAAACGAGAUCGUAUUGGUCGGAGGCUCGACGCGCAUCCCGAAGGUGCAGCAGUUGCUGAAGGAUUUCUUCAAUGGCAAGGAGCUGUUCAAGUCCAUCAACCCGGACGAAGCCGUCGCGUACGGCGCCACCGUGCAAGCUGCGAUUCUGAGUGGCAACGAGUCGUCUUCUAAGCUGCAGGACCUGUUGCUACUGGACGUCGCGCCGUUGUCGCUGGGCCUGGAGACAGCCGGUGGCGUCAUGACUAAGCUCAUUCCACGCAACACAACGGUGCCGUCGAAGAAGACGCAGUCGUUCUCGACGUACGCCGACAACCAGUCCGGCGUGUUGAUUCAGGUGUUCGAGGGCGAGCGGACUAUGACGCGUGACAACCAUCAUCUGGGCAAGUUCAACCUGGACGGCAUCCCGCCCAUGCCGCGUGGCGUUCCGCAAAUUGAUGUCACGUUCGACGUUGAUGUUAACGGUAUUUUGAACGUCUCGGCCGUGGAGAAGUCCACCGGUAAGGAGAACAAGAUCACGAUCACGAACGAUAAAGGUCGACUGUCGCAAUCCGACAUCGACCGCAUGGUCGCCGACGCUGAGAAAUACAAGGAUCAAGAUGAACGCAACAAACUGCGUGUCGAGUCGAAGAACGCGUUGGAGAACUACGCGUUUUCGCUUCGAAACUCGACGCGCGAGGAGAAGAUAGCGGCGAAACUGAGUGAAGAAGACAAGAAGAGUAUCGAGGACAAAGUUGCGGAAACGCUGCAUUGGCUGGAUGCCAACCAGGCAGCGGAGAAGGAGGAGUUUGACGCCAAGCAGCAGGAGCUGGAGGGCGUGGCCAAUCCUAUUCUGCAGAAGAUCUAUGCGUCGGAGGCGGGUGCUGGAAUGGGAGGAAUGGGCGGAGCUGGUCCACGACCUGGUGGACCGAGUGGUGCUGGGAGUGCCGACGGGGAGGAAGGUCCCAAGAUCGAAGAGGUGGACUAA
This is a messenger RNA of Phytophthora infestans T30-4, 1965 nucleotides long. Its product is annotated as heat shock protein 70. The transcript has a single exon. Bases 1 to 1965 code for a protein of 654 amino acids. Gene Ontology annotation, biological process: cellular response to unfolded protein; protein refolding. The record is from RefSeq and is a predicted model, not a curated record. Lineage: Eukaryota; Oomycota; Peronosporomycetes; Peronosporales; Peronosporaceae. Gene Ontology annotation, cellular component: cytoplasm. Gene Ontology annotation, molecular function: misfolded protein binding; heat shock protein binding; ATP hydrolysis activity.